AUGCAAGCAUUUCUAAAAACUGGUCGCACCACAGGAGAAACCUCCUCUACAUCGGCGACUGGUAGUGAUGCGGGCUUGUCGACUGGAAAGCGUGCAAAACACAGUGUUCCAUGGGUUGAAAAAUACCGACCUAAAAGCGUUGAUGAUGUGGUAGAACAAGCGGAGGUAGUUGCCGUGCUGCGAGAAUGCCUUUCGACCACAGAUCUCCCCAAUCUGCUGCUGUACGGUCCUCCUGGAACGGGUAAAACCAGCACCAUCCUUGCUGCCGCCAGGCAGCUCUUUGGUGAUAUGUUUAAAGAACGCAUUCUUGAAUUGAAUGCUUCCGAUGACCGGGGUAUUGCCGUUAUUCGGAACAAGGUAAAGACGUUUGCGCAGCUGACUGCCAGUGGUACUCGCGCGGACGGUAAGCCGUGUCCGCCGUUCAAAAUCGUCAUUCUGGAUGAAGCCGAUGCAAUGACUCAUGCGGCUCAGGCUGCGCUACGCCGCACGAUGGAAAAGGAAACCAAAACCACCCGUUUUUGUCUUGUUUGUAAUUACGUAUCGCGUAUUAUCGAACCCAUCACGUCUCGUUGCACUAAGUUUCGGUUCAAACCGUUGGGAGAAGAGAAAGUAAUCGAACGGUUACGUUACAUCUGUGGACAGGAGAACGUAGACGUUGAUGAGGACGUGUACAAGGACAUAGUAAACAUUUCCGGAGGCGAUUUGAGACGUGCGAUUACAACAAUUCAAUCUUGUCAUCGUCUAAAAGGCACGAGUGCACGAAUUACGAGGCAAGACGUGCUGGAGAUGUCGGGUGUAGUACCUGAUGAUUAUCUGAAGAAAUUUGUAUCCGUCUGUAAAAGUUUGAAUUAUGGCAAAUUGGAAGAGUACGUGCAAAAUCUCAGCUAUGAUGCAUAUAGCGUUGGUCAACUAUUCGAGCAGCUUACAGAGUACAUUGUCUACAACGAUAAUCUAACGGAGAAGCAAAAGGCUGUUAUCUGUGAAAAGCUCGGUGAGUGUUCAUACCGGCUUCAUGGCGGUGGAUCAGAAUACAUACAGAUUAUGGAUUUGGGAUGUGCCACAAUUCAGGCGUUGACGUAA
Molecule: messenger RNA, 1080 nt
Organism: Anopheles nili
Lineage: Eukaryota; Metazoa; Arthropoda; Insecta; Diptera; Culicidae
Product: replication factor C subunit 4
Exons: 3
Coding region: 1-1080 (359 amino acids)
Biological process (GO): DNA-templated DNA replication; DNA repair
Cellular component (GO): DNA replication factor C complex; nucleus
Molecular function (GO): DNA clamp loader activity; ATP binding; ATP hydrolysis activity
Source: RefSeq, a predicted model, not a curated record